CCGGGUUGCUUCUGGUUGAAGCAGUCCAACUUCUCGGCUCCUUUCAUAAUCCAAGACCCUUUUUCUUGUUUUCUUAAAGUAUAUCUCAGUUUCUGCAGUUUACUCUUGGUGUCUGCACGGUGACUGAGCUUGGUUUGGUCCUUUGGAUGAGUUGAAGCGAAAACAAGAUCAUCCUUUCUUUGCAAUUUCAGCUGAAACUGAGUUUCUGCAGUUUACUCUUGGUGUCUGCACGGUGACUGAGCUUGGUUUGGUCCUUUGGAGGAGGUGAAGCGAAAACAAGAUCAUCCUUUCUUUGCAAUUUCAGCUGAAACUGAGGUAAGCUCACAAAAAGGAGAGCAAAAAGAAGAAAGGGGUUUGGCUGAUCUGUGAGUAAAAGUAUAUCUCAGUUUCUGCAGUUUACUCUUGGUGUCUGCACGGUGAUUGAGCUUGGUUUGGUCCUUUGGAGGAGUUGAAGCGAAAACAAGAUCAUCCUUUCUUUGCAAUUUCAGCUGAAAUUGAGGUAAGCUCACUAAAAGAAGAGCAAAAAGAAGAAGGGGGCUUAGCUGAUCUGUGAGUAAUCUGCGAGUCCUUCAUUUUUCUGGUUAAUCUAAGCACAGAUAUUUUGGGCAAUUUUCAACUGUUGCCCGCCAUUGAUAGAGACAAUACGAGGUCUGUGCUUGAUCAGCAAAACUUGAAAAAGGCUUUGGUUUUGGAGUUUUGGGCAAUCCCCAUGUUUCACAUAUUCGAAUCCGAACGAUGGGUGGGUAAUUUAGUAAGAACAAGGAGGUAGAUUCUUCAUCAAUGGAAGACAGGAAUCCCGGAUACCAGUCUGACCUGACCUCUUGAUGCUGCCUGUAGAGCCGACCCUAACUAGCAAGAUUUUGAUAAGACCUUUGCAUGACCGAGCUGAUAGAGCAAUUAGGACACUAGCAGGUGAUGCUGAGAAUCAGUCCCUGACAUUCAACUCUGUAGGAGAGAUGACCACUGGCCUUCUUGAGAUAGACCAUGCACUGGCUAAGGUCAUUCUUGCAUCCAAAGAAGACACAUGGAAGGACAACGAGCUGUCCCGUUUAGUGGAGGAUUACUUCGAUCAUGGCUCAAAGUUAUUAGAUUUCUACACUUCCCUCGACAGAUGCCUGAGGCGGGCCCGCGAUUGCCAGUCGAGGAUUCAGCUUGCACUUAUGCACUUUGAGGAAGAGAGAGGAGAGACUGUGGGAGGGGAGAGGUAUGUCAUGACAUUGCAGGAGCUCCAGAAAUUCAAAGAAGUGGGCGAUCCAUUCACCGACGAGUUCUGCAAGCUCUCGGUGCGUAAUCAGCAGGAAGAGAUGUUGCAGAAGUUGCAGGCUCGUGAGAAGAAGCUUGACAAGAAUCUUAAAAAUGCACAAGUUGGGAGAAGGGUGACCAUUGCCAUAUUCGUGACCACCUUCGUAUCCUUUUUGAUCUUUUCGGUCGUGGCGGUUUCGAUCGCUGCGCCGCCUGUCAUUACUGCUGUAGCCGCUGCUCUGGCAACUCCAAUAGGGCCAGUCGGCCAGUGGUGCGAUUCUUUGUGGAAAAAUUACCGAAGGGUACUAAAUGGGCGACAGGAGUUAAUUGGCCUAAUGAAAGAGGCAACUAAGUUCUCUAUUCGUGGCUUGGAGACGAUUGGGUCGCUUGUGAGUAACCUGCAAAUUAAGAUUGAGUCGAUCUUGCAAAAUGCCAACUUCGCUCUUGGAGAAGAAGACAAAGAAGCGGUGAAGCUUGUAAUGUUGGAGAUCAAGAAAGGGGUGGAAGCUAUCAAUGGAACUAUCGAGGAUCUCAAUGCACAAGCUGGUAAGAGUAGCGGCGAGAUACGGGUGGCGAGGACAGUGAUAUGGCAGAGGCUAAUUGGACAAUCCAGUCGUUAGUUCUUUUCUUAUGCUUAGAAAAUUAAUGGUUAAUGCAGUUCAUUGUCUUGGAUGAACUUUAAUGUUGCAAAGAUUUGCACCUCUUGGUUGAAGUUGAUUUGGCUAAUGUGGCUUCAACCAAUACAUACAAAUAUUAGGAUUAUAGAGAUCAACAGAAACGAAGCUGUUCUACUUAGGUGUGCUUUAAAAUGCAGAUGCCUUUGGGCUAACUUUUACCUUUUAGGCUUCAUCAUGUUGAUCUGGCUAAUGCCAUUGACGAUUUAACUACUCAAGUCGGACAACCGCUGCACAAAA
Molecule: messenger RNA, 2156 nt
Organism: Syzygium oleosum
Lineage: Eukaryota; Viridiplantae; Streptophyta; Magnoliopsida; Myrtales; Myrtaceae
Product: UPF0496 protein At2g18630-like
Exons: 2
Coding region: 825-1862 (345 amino acids)
Source: RefSeq, a predicted model, not a curated record